Molecule: messenger RNA, 3096 nt
Organism: Annulohypoxylon truncatum
Lineage: Eukaryota; Fungi; Ascomycota; Sordariomycetes; Xylariales; Hypoxylaceae
Product: heterokaryon incompatibility protein-domain-containing protein
Exons: 1
Coding region: 285-2744 (819 amino acids)
Source: RefSeq, a predicted model, not a curated record
AUUUCAGAUCUAUGCCUGGUCCGUUGAAGUGCAUCUGUAAGCAAUACUACCUAUCUAUACACUCCUUGUAAGAUGUAAUAGCCAAACAGUCACCGACAGCGAGUGGAAAACUGAGUCAAGGGACCUCGAAACCAUGCCGCUCAGCGCAGCGCAGCCUGCUUCUCAUGUAACCCACCAUGUGAGAGAUCGUUCUCAUUGGGGGAGUUCCGCUAUGGAAAUGCUUCAACGAGGCUGCGCCGGAGUACCACCAGACAGAUAGGCACGUCGGCUCAGUAGGGAAACGGAUGUCCUCUGGAAAUUAUGCGCCACAAAAUGAUGCGGGCAGCUCCAAACUCCUGUCAGUCGAUGGAGUGACAAUUGUCCGCGAUCCCCGUUCGAAUGUUCGUUUGUGGUGGAAAAGUUGCAAGACGAACCUACCAUCCUUGGUCCGACGAAUCAUUGACUGUGGACCUAGACGCGAUACUUUGAAGUCUAACAUCCUCAAGAUGCCCUCCUCCAGCAAAAACAAACGCAAGAGAAAGGACGAGCGACGACCGGCCCAGGUUAAGAAGCCUCGACUAGAUGAUGGCACCUCACAUGAAUUGCACGCGACUUUACAAGCAGAGAGGAGUCUCCAACGGUUUCGUGCUUUCGUUCACACAAAAAUGAAACAUUCUGAUACAUUCGUCUACAUGCCCUUCAAGGAGAAUUUCGGCGAAGAUAUUCGGGUCUUGAUCAUUGAGCCAGGCACAGGAGACGACCCAAUUUGUUGCAAACUGGUUCCAAGCACUAUGACUAACAUUCCGUUCACGGCGCUUUCUUACUUCUGGGGCGAAGGUGAGCCCAUCCACGAGAUCUACGUUACAAACUACAAGACGGCCGAUGAAAAGGUCGAACAGCUUUCGCGCGAAGAGGACUUAAUUAUUUUCAUGCGGAAAAACAAGCGGUGGGAGGGUCCCAGCGGCAAAAUAUAUGUCCGAUCGAACCUUUUUGCCGCCCUUCAAAGGUUCCGACAUAGAAAAAAAGAAAUGACAAUGUGGAUAGAUGCCUUGUGCAUCGAUCAGAACGACGACGACGAGCGCUCGGCGCAAGUCAAAAAGAUGCACGAGCUGUAUCUCCACGCCAAGAACGUAUGCGUCUGGCUAGGAGAUGGGACGGGCGAAGACGCGCCCGAUCCCAAGCAUUGCUUUCAAUUCCUGCAGAAGAUGCUGGACCUGAAGAACUUGGAACGCCUGUUCAGCAGAAGCUCAGAAGCUAGCUCCGAUCUCGUCGAAGACGCCGACAAUAUCGUGAGCCUUAUGCGUAAUAAAUGGUUCAGCCGGCGGUGGGUCCUCCAAGAGCUCGCACUCGCUCGGAAUGCUGAAGUGGUGUACGGAGAAUACAGGAUGCUUUGGUCAGACUUUGCGGACGCCAUCGCAAUUUUCAUCAAGAAUCAAGAUAAAAUCAAUCCCCUUUUAUCGAAGAGAUAUAUGGAAAAUGCUGACUACUUGGCGGAUGUAGCCGCCGUUGACGGUGUGAAGAACUUAGGCGCCAACGCACUUGUAGACUUCACGAAUAAUCUUUUUCGACGGAGUGAGAAUGGGGAUAUACAGCAGCGUAUGAUGACGUUGGAAGUCCUUGUCUCAAGUUUGUUGGCAUUCGAAGCAACCAACCCGCGGGAUACGAUAUAUGCUGUCUUGUCGUUGGCCAAAGAUACCCAUAGCGAGAAUAAGAGAUACCUCGACCUUGACGAAAAGCCUUCACCGGACUACAAGAGAAAAAGUUUGCUUGAUGUAUAUGGGGAUUUCAUCGACUAUUGCAUCUCUAAAUCGCUGUCCUUGGAUAUACUCUUACGCCACUGGGCUCCUACUUUGGAAGAAGAAAGGCGCAACAAUUUGUUUUCCCAUAGCGCAAUACCCUCUGCACCCGGUGAGAUUCGCGACGCGCAGGAAGAGUUGCCAUCAUGGAUCCCGUUGAUUCAGAAGUCAUCAUACGGAACUCCUGCUCAGAGAAUCCACGGCCGGUCCAAUGGAGAUAGUUUUGUUGGGGUAUCACAUCGUACCGGCCAUAGGAAUUACAGCGCAACAUCAGACCUUAAGCCAGAGUAUAGAUUUGGCUUCAAGCCACAAGAUGCAUCGUCUGGGACCACCUUGAAAAGGGUUUUUGAUGGUCAUCUAUUCAUCAAGGGUCUUCGCAUUGGGACAGUUAAGGAGUUCGCCCAACGAGCGUCUCACGCAAUGAUCUUUAGGGAGGCCUUCCAAAUAGCGGGUUUCGAUCUUAAACGAUGGAAUGGACACAAAGAAUGGGCACUAGGAGUUCCGCGUGUUCCAGAAGGGUUCUGGCGCACGAUAGUCGCUGACCGAGGCCCAAACGGAUUAAAUCCACCAAGCUGGUAUCCUCGUGCCUGCAUGGAUUGUUUGAACCAUUUAAGACCCGGUGGUGAUCUCAGCACAAAAGACGUUAUUGCCUUGCCAAAUGCUUCUAGGAUAGUCAGGGACUUCUUAGGACGCGUUAAGGACGUCAUUUGGGAAAGGAAGUUUGCGCGAGUAAAACUCGGAGGGCCGAAAAGGGAUACAUAUGGGUUAGUGCCUGCUGAGACUCGAGAAGGGGACUUGAUCUGUGUUCUCCUUGGCGCUAGCGUGCCGGUCGUUCUGCGUAAGCAAAAAAAGGAUGGCAAACAGCAGUUCAUUAUGGUGGGUGAAUGCUUCAUCUAUGGCAUGAUGGAAGGGGAAGCCGUGUCUGGCAAGUCAUGGAAGUCCAAGGCUAAGUAUUUUGAGUUGGUGUGACGGACUGAAGUUACUCUAUCUUGACUUAGUAUCCUUCUUUGCAUCGUUACGGUGUAGUCUCGAGCCUCGAUAAGCACCAGUAAUACAUCCAUAGACAUUUCUUUGAAGAGAUCGUGUGCUCUAUCCAUUUCCUGCAUUCUGACUGCUCUCCUUGCUACUGGAUCAGGUGCAUAAGUCUGAGUAGGGCACAUGGCCCAAGGGGGCUGUUUUUCACCAGUCUUAGUCAGCGACAAAAAUGGAAUAUCAGUCAAUGAAGGAGGGUUACAGUGCAUCCUGAGGGCCGAGACAUGCUACCGGCUGAUCCGCCACUAUUAGCCCAGGCUGCACUAAAGUUCGCCCGUAUCUUACCGGG